AUGAAGGAGAGAGGAAAGUCUGUGGAAUCACAGCACGAAAACACCAAUUUCUUCUCAAGUUCCAACUAUUUCUCAUCGUCAUCAGAUCUUCCAUAUUGUGGGGAACAGAGGCUCUCCUCUUGUUCUUGCUCCGAUGUGUCUUCAUACAGGAACUCAUCUUGCACUAUGGGUGUGGGAAGUGUUGGGAGAUUGUCGUUUUUCAUAGAGAAUGAGAAGGGUUGUAAUGGUGACGAGAAGAAAACACUAUUGUCACACAUGAACCAGAUCAGCAUGAUUGAAACAGAGACAGAUGAUGUUGUUUUUCUCAAGAGGAGCAGUAGUUGUGUUGUUGAGGUCAAGAAAAGCAAUAGCUUUUGGAGAAUUGGGAAGAUUUUUAAGAAGAAGAGAGAGAAAGAGAGGUGUAGUGAGAGAAAUAAUAGAGGUGGAUUUGAUCAUGUAAGGGAGGUUUGUGUAAUGGAUGUGUCAAGAUCCAGGUCUCUCAGUAGCUUCAUGGAUGGAAAUUUUGGCCAUGAGGUUGGAAGCAUGGCUUGUUCAACUGCAAAAGUUUCGGACUUUAAUCAAUCUGAGUCACGAAUGAGUGGUUUUAGAGGUGGAUCGAUUGAUUUCGAAAGUGGGUUUUCUGUAAAAGAUUCUGAUUUCAUUAGAAUGGAUGAUGAUGAUGAUGAUGAUGAUGAUUCAGAGUUCAUUGAUUUGAAGAUUGACUUAUCAGAUAAGUCAACUAAAGAUAAAUUUGUUUUCAAGAAGUAUGAUCCACCAGAAUUAACUUGUGGAGAUGGCAUGGGGUCAUCAUCAUGUCGAGUUACAUUGAAUGAGAGAGAGAUCGAGAAGGUGAAGAACAACCACACGAAGGCAUGGAAAGGGAUUUUUAAGCAUCAUUCUGGGAAGAAAGAUCUUAUCACAUCUUAG
This is a messenger RNA of Lactuca virosa, 906 nucleotides long. The record is from the annotation of a GenBank genome assembly. Lineage: Eukaryota; Viridiplantae; Streptophyta; Magnoliopsida; Asterales; Asteraceae.